Pelobates fuscus (common spadefoot toad) is the source of this 803-nucleotide messenger RNA. RefSeq names its product nicolin-1-like. The annotation marks the transcript as partial. The transcript has 6 exons. The record is from RefSeq and is a predicted model, not a curated record. Lineage: Eukaryota; Metazoa; Chordata; Amphibia; Anura; Pelobatidae. Gene Ontology annotation, cellular component: nucleoplasm.
AUGAAUGAUGCUUGCUUUCUUAACGUAUACAGAGAUGUGGGUGUCCUUUUCAUUGUAUCCUACGGAUGACAUAUUUGAUCAGGGAAAAAUCUAAUUGUUUCAUCAGGAAAGGGAGCAGUAUGGAAAGAAACUAAAAUAUAUCAGGAAAGGUUCAUUAAGCAGACUGCAGCCCCCAUUUUGAUUCAACUGACAUGGAGUUAGAAUCUGUCCCAUGCACUGUUAGAUCUCCUGUCCCUCUUCAAGUUGGAGAUGUGAAGACGGAGCAGGCCAGGCCUGGUGUAUAUGUCAUCGAUGUCGCGUUUCCCAAAACUCAGACUGUUGAUCUGCAGGAGAUCACCUUUAAGAAUUACUAUACAGCAUUUCUGACUAUGCGGAUCCAGCAGAGGAGACCUGCGGAGUCACGUGGAAACCCUCCUCCAGCGUGGUGCACCUGUAUCAAGAAUAUGCGGCUGAUGCCAAAUCCUCAUAUGGAAGAGGGAUCCCAAGACUAUGUAUCUAUACAGAAGAACCAGAUGCUCUGCAACACAGAUCAUGUCAUAGCAAUUCGCCUGAUUUUACGACAACCGUCACCUGUUUGGCUAAACUUUACUGUUGAAGAUUUGCAGAUCAAUCCUCCAGGGAAGCAAAGUCCGCAGAAAGGGUUUUCCUGGUUGUUGUCUCAACUACCGCCUAAGGAACAACUUCAGAGCUUACAGAAGGGGCUGCCAGAUCCAGAUAAAGUAUCCAGCGAAGUGCAGCAGAUGUGGGUGCUGACGGAAGUGAUGAGGGCCAAUCAGAACACUGCAAGCAUUGGGAGAUUUGAU